CACCGUCAUUCAAUUAUUCAAUUCAACAUACGGAGAAGGUGUAGACUGUGGAUACUGCAAAAUCUAGGGCUUGUGAGCUGAGAGCAAAGCUUAAUGGAACUGGUAGCAGACAAGAAAGAGCAGGAGACAAACAACUCCGGCAACAAUACCACUAAUAUUCAGCCUCUGCCGGGUGCCUCCGACAGAGAAAUCGAAGACCGUGAACGCAUCGCACUCGAUCUCAAAGCAGGUCUUCAUCCUCUCAAGCACAAAUUUGUAUUCUGGUACACUCGACGCACACCUGGAGUUAGAACGCAAACAUCAUAUGAGGACAAUAUAAAGAAGAUCAUAGAAUUUAGCACGGUUGAAAGUUUCUGGGUCUGCUACUGCCAUUUGGCUCGGCCCUCAACAAUGCCAAGUCCAACUGAUUUACAUCUUUUCAAGGAGGGUAUUCGUCCACUGUGGGAGGAUUCUGCCAACUGCAAUGGUGGAAAAUGGAUUAUUAGAUUUAAAAAGUCUGUCUCAGGUCGCUUUUGGGAAGACCUGGUUCUAGCUCUAGUGGGAGACCAACUUGAUUAUGGCGAUAACAUUUGUGGUGCAGUAUUAAGCAUCCGUUUUAAUGAGGACAUACUGAGCGUGUGGAAUCGCAAUGCAAAGGAUCACGAGGCUGUAAUGGCGCUGAGGGAUGCUAUCAAGCGACAUCUUAAGCUUCCCCCCAGCUAUGUAAUGGAAUACAAACCCCAUGAUGCUUCAUUGCGUGACAACUCAUCAUAUAGAAACACUUGGCUGAGAGGAUAGAAAAUUGCCCGAUUGUGGGAUCAUAGGAUGGUCAUAAUGGCAAACAGUUAUACGUGUUUCAGAAUCUCUUGAUUCACACGUAGCACUUCUUUUCCUCCGAAUGUGUUAGAAUUUCUAUGUUUGAAUGGUUUUCGUUGACGGCAUGGCUUUACCCUCUCUUUUACGUUUCUGUUUUUUGCCGCUAGUGUAAUCAUAUCAUAUGUGAUUUCCCAUGCUUAAAGAUA
This is a messenger RNA of Olea europaea var. sylvestris, 1001 nucleotides long. Its product is annotated as eukaryotic translation initiation factor NCBP. Gene Ontology annotation, biological process: translational initiation. The transcript is spliced from 6 exons. Gene Ontology annotation, molecular function: RNA 7-methylguanosine cap binding; translation initiation factor activity. The record is from RefSeq and is a predicted model, not a curated record. The coding region runs from base 94 to 777 and encodes 227 amino acids. NCBI's taxonomy places the organism in Eukaryota, Viridiplantae, Streptophyta, Magnoliopsida, Lamiales, Oleaceae. Gene Ontology annotation, cellular component: eukaryotic translation initiation factor 4F complex; cytoplasm.